This is a messenger RNA of Argentina anserina (silverweed cinquefoil), 249 nucleotides long. RefSeq lists its product as uncharacterized. The record is from RefSeq and is a predicted model, not a curated record. NCBI's taxonomy places the organism in Eukaryota, Viridiplantae, Streptophyta, Magnoliopsida, Rosales, Rosaceae. The coding region runs from base 1 to 249 and encodes 82 amino acids. The transcript has 2 exons.
AUGAACGCACAAGCAAUUAAGGAAAUCAAGGCAAGGAAUGAAGAAGCAAGUGCUAAAGAGACAAAGGUGAACAAAGUAGAUAACCGUUCGUCGGCGGGACAAGGCCAAGAGCAAAGAAAUGUGCAGGUGAUUCACCAGUCACAUCCCUCGCCGAUUCCAAAUACAAGCGGGGGAGUCCUGACCGGUGCUGCAGCAGCUGUGGCAUCCACCCUAAAGUCCGCCAAGGAGGCCAUCUCAAAAAAUGAUUAG